AUGAUCGCGAGAUACAGGGCUUCGGAUGCAGAAGACGAAGAUGAGGACUUAUUUGGCAUCGACAAUUUGAUCAUCAUAGUGCUAUGUGCCGCAGGAUUGGCAAUGGCAUUGGCUGGAUUCCUGCUAUUACCUUUCACCAUGAUCGCAACAGAGUUGCUGCACGAUGACUGGCAUCACGAAAAUUAUUACUUGAGCUGGUUGGACAUCAAAUUAUUGGAGACACUAUGGAAUUAUACCUUUAUAGGCUGCAACAUUGCUUUGUUUGGACUGCUUCCAUUUGCAUAUUUUUAUAAUGAAACUGAUUUGCAAAGAAACUUUUUCGCAAAGGCUAGAGACACGUUGACUAUCAUGUUAUUGGUUGGCUUGUUAAUGUUUGCCUUCAUCUAUGUGACCAAGAAGAUCCUUGGAAUUGUGGGCAUUCACGAAUUGAUAGUGUUGAAUUUGUUGACUUGUUUAGGUGGGGCUGGUAUUUGUUUGAAAGCAACUCCAAAAGGUUACAUUGAAAUAUUCUCAUGGAUCGGCCGACUUCCUUUACGACCAAAUUAUCGUAAUUUUCUAAAUAGUCGAUUGCACCAGAUUAAAAUGGAGAUUGGGGUUUUACAACAAAAGUUGGAAAACUUGGAUCGUGGUUGGAAGUCAUACACUGAUAAAAUGAUAUCUCGAUCAGCCUCCAUAAUUCCCAUGACGUCGCAUUGCCCUUCUUCAUCUGAUAGGUUGUAUGCAUCCAUGAACGGUUAUUCACCGGCCAACGUCGCAUCAAGAACGGCACACUAUAUCAGUGCAAGCAGGAGAGAUGUGUUAAUAGCACUCAAGAGUCUUGAUGCGGAGCAACGUCAAGUUAAGCUCGACCUCGCGCAGUCUCCUUUAUAUCGCAACAUAACUUUUGUUGUCCUUUUUUUACUUAGUCAUUGUAUUUGGAUUCUUUUGCUGGUGCACAUCUCGUGGGCAAUGAUCAAGAGUUUGCUCGAAGUUGAGGGGCAAAAGGAUCUUUACAAACUGGAAGCCGUUUUCGGAAAACAAACCGUGUCGAUGUUUGGAAAAUUUGGGGUAUUGAGCGAUCUCGGAUUGAUUUUCUACUUUACCGCAGCAACGAUCGUCGGAGUCUAUUCAAUCAAACCGUUUAAGAAGAUCCGCCCCCGAUGGGGUCAAAUGAAUGUCCAACAUAUACUUGCCAAUGUCACUGUGUUACUGAUCAUCAGCAGUUCUUGGCCAACGCUAGCGACCAUAUUGGGUUUAACACGACUAACCUCGGCGGGACCGUAUGAUCAUUUUUAUAAACUGAAUGCAGGUCCUUGGCUCGCUUUCGCUUUUCGCUUUGGUACCAUUAUAACCACUGUAUUUUCACUUUUGAAUUACUACGUCCUACGAGUUGGAAUGACAAUGAUCGGAAACUAUCCUCAUUCCAACGGAGUCUUGCAUAACGGCGCGGUUGCAAGAAAUGGAUAUGUCACGCGAUAA
Messenger RNA from Acaulospora colombiana, 1458 nucleotides. The record is from the annotation of a GenBank genome assembly. Lineage: Eukaryota; Fungi; Glomeromycota; Glomeromycetes; Diversisporales; Acaulosporaceae.